UCUUUAUCAUCCUUGACCCGGAAAGGCAAUCGGCUGCGCGGCACGUGUGCUGUCUGUGUGCGCGCUCGGUGUUGUUGUUUGUUUCCUUUCACAGUUUAACUCGCGUUUGGAGUCGAAUUGACUCCGCAAUUUUUGUUUUGUAAAGCGGAGCCUUGGACUUUUUCGCCAUGACAAAAUCAAAGAAAGAAAAGGCCACGAUGGAGGAAGAGGAGGAGGCGGCGGCGGCAGCAGGCGGUAAUGAGAAAACGUAUCAGGAGUUGAUCGCCAAUGUGAACGCCAUCGCACAGCCGCUGGCCUCCAGGAAGCUCAGCAAGAAGCUGUACAAGUGCAUCAAGAAAGCCUCCAAGAUGAAGCAGAUCCGGCGUGGAGUGAAGGAGGUGCAGAAGUUCAUUAACAAGGGAGAGAAGGGGAUUGUGGUCCUUGCUGGUGACACCCUACCGAUUGACGUCUAUUGUCACAUUCCUGUCCUGUGUGAAGAUAAGAGCAUUCCUUACGUGUACAUCCCCUCGAAAGUGGACUUGGGCUCGUCUGCGGGGUCAAAGAGGCCCACCUGUGUGUUGAUGAUCAAGCAGCACGACGACUACCAGGACGCGUAUGAGCAGUGCUUGGAGGAGGUCUCCUGCCUGCCCACCCCGGUCUGAGCCACUUGGACUUUCGGAGAGGACCGGGAAGGCGUUUGGUGUGGCAGCAGACGAGGAGGAGGAGGAGGAGGAGGAGGAGCAGCGCUUAAGCUGCGCCCUUCGUAAAGUCCCCCUACGUUGGGGUGUUUUUUGUGUAUUUUUGUUUUAAUGGCUCGUUGCAGGUGACACUUGAAAUAGAUUCAGUUUUUUAAUUUUA
Molecule: messenger RNA, 837 nt
Organism: Polypterus senegalus (gray bichir)
Lineage: Eukaryota; Metazoa; Chordata; Cladistia; Polypteriformes; Polypteridae
Gene: nhp2
Product: NHP2 ribonucleoprotein homolog (yeast)
Exons: 4
Coding region: 168-641 (157 amino acids)
Biological process (GO): snRNA pseudouridine synthesis; ribosome biogenesis; rRNA pseudouridine synthesis
Cellular component (GO): box H/ACA snoRNP complex; nucleolus
Molecular function (GO): box H/ACA snoRNA binding
Source: RefSeq, a predicted model, not a curated record